Messenger RNA from Symbiodinium sp. CCMP2456, 2211 nucleotides. The record is from the annotation of a GenBank genome assembly. NCBI's taxonomy places the organism in Eukaryota, Dinophyceae, Suessiales, Symbiodiniaceae.
AUGGUCGCUGGUCUGGACUGGUCUGCAGCACUGCAGAGCCGCGCACGGCGGCGACGAUAUGUGGGUGACGACACGGUUACGGAGCAUGCGACGACUUCAAAGCGUUUGGCACGAAAGGUGAAUUUCGUCCGGGCGCCGGAGGGAGGAGAAGGAAAACCCUUGGUUGUGGGCGUCGUAAACAUCGUCAUGCAGGUUAAAGCCUUGAGCUCUGCACCAGCGCCAGUGGCGGCAACCGGGCUCGACGCGGCACAUACCGUCGCCUCAGCUGUGGCACCUUCUUUGGACAAGUCCCUCUGGCAGACGAGGCCGUUCGAAAGUCGGCUCCACAUCCUGGUGCACCGAGCCGAUGCGCUUCCAGUGCCAGAUGCGAGCGCGAAAGCUGUGGUGCGGGUGGCUGCAAGGCUCCUUCAGCCCGGCGGCCAUGUGCUGCAAGAGUUGGCCUCCCGGAACCUUCCGGUGGAGCCAGCGACGGCGCACGCGGGUGAGGUUUGGUUCAACCAGGAGAUCGUGAUGUCGAUGUCAGCAUCGAUGCUAGAAACAUCUGGGUUGCAGGUUGGACUCGCCUUGGAGAUGGUGUCUUCAACACCAGACGGUGCUGUGACGGACUCCCUGCUGAACCUCCAAUGGUCGCCAUCCUCCCUGCCCUUUCUGAAUCCUAUCCACCUCCAUGCCAGGUCCUCUACCGCCUCCAGCGCCUCGAGACCUCGACCUGGGCUGCUGGUCUCUAUGAUGCGGGAGCCGGGCCAUGAGGCCUUGGAUGGACUGGGAGGUGGUGUAUCCCAUGGCUUGGAGAUCAGGGUGCACGGAGUGCCUCACGGGCGGCCUCUUCCUGAUCUGGUCGAAGGUGCGCUUGUGGCAGUCUGCCCAGAGUCGUCUGUUGGCACAGACACCCGCGACUUGCACAUACCUGUGGCAACUUACCUCUACGACCAGCGAAUCGAGCUCUCUGCUUUCCUCGAUGAGCACUUCGUCACUGCGGCCUCGAAGCUGCGCUGCUUCCCCUCGCCCUUGUCAGGUGCAUCCCGAACUCCUCAGUGGGGGCAAUUUCUGCUGCGUUGUUUGUCGUCGGCAACAUCGCUCAAAGCCGUUACGAUCUUGCUCUUCGAAUGCCGCGGUGCCAGAGCGGACCCAGAUAGUCCUCUCAGCGGGAAUCUUCUUGGUUUCGCCUCCUUGGACGCCUCUUCGCUGAUCGGGUCAGAGCCGGUGUCGCGUUCCUUUCUCUUGGAUCUUCGACUCCUUGAGGCACCUGGUGCCUCCACCUCUCUGGAGAUCGAAGCCCGAGUCUGGCCGCGGGGAGGUGGAGGUGCAGAGGGGCUGCACGGAAAGCCAGUGGCUGCGACUUCAGCACCGGCACUAGCUCCUUCUGCUGCGCUGGCUCAGGAAGUGCAGGACUUUAGGCUAAAUCACGAGCUUUCCGUUCAGCUCUCUAAGGAGUUCAAUAUGCGCGCCGCCGCACUUAAGCGAGCGGGGGAGGAGAUCGUGACCCUUCGAAGGCAGGUGCAGCUGUUGAAGAACGAGAACAGAUCUCUUCGGGCACAGGUGGAGGAUGAGGAAAAGUUGGCACAAGAGGUCCAACAGCGUCCUCCGCCGGAAGGCCUGGAGAAGUUGAGUGCAGCAGAGCUGGCUGGAAAGCUCCAGCGGACCUUGGAGAAAUAUCGGGAGGAGAAGGCGAAGGCUUCCGAGCUGAGCCGACGGAUGGAGGAGGCGCUCAAAGAGGUGAAUCGUGCUCGUGGCUUGGAAAGAUCGCUGGAAGAGCUGCAGCAGGUGCACCUGGAGCAGAAUCGAGAGCUCCAGCGCCUCCAAGACGAGGGUAGGAAGUUGGACACAUAUCGUCAAACGGCAAAGACGCAGGAGAAGGUCAUUUCCAAAUUGGAGAAGAUCCUUGAGAGCUCCUUGCAGGAGGUGCAGAAAGCGCAAAAGGUGCAGGUGGACAUCGAGCGUUUGAAGACCGAAAACCUGAAGCUCAGGGAGCGCUGUUCAAGCUUGCUCACACGGAAGAAGGAAGUGGGCGACGAUGAAGCACAGGAGCUGCGGCAGCGACUUGCGGAGAAGGAUGCUGAAAUUACCCGCCUGCAAAAAGUUGCAGCUUCUCUGAAGAUGACCAAUGUGGAAGUGGGUGAGGAGACCGUCCUGCCUUCGUCUUCACCUGGUACUGCGGCCUUGUCGGCUGAAGAGCAGGAGCAGCUGGCCCACCUGGAAGCGAAGCGCUUU